This is a messenger RNA of Cinara cedri, 372 nucleotides long. The record is from the annotation of a GenBank genome assembly. Lineage: Eukaryota; Metazoa; Arthropoda; Insecta; Hemiptera; Aphididae.
AUGGCUGAACCGAAACAUUUGGCUACGGCGGUAUCCACUGCCGCUUCGCCGGCCGGAAACUUACCGCUGUCUCUGUCCACCGGGCUCGAGUUGAUCAGCGGCGUGACGCUCCGUUUCCUGGCCAGUGACUGUGAUUUGAGCGGUGCUUUCCGGUUAGGUACGGUGUCCGGCGACGACAACAACGACGCGACCGCUGCGGUCGUGGCGCUUGUGGGCGACCGAUCCGAAUGUGGUGACGCCUGCUGCGGUUUUUCCGGCGAUCUGCUCUCGGGAGACGGUCCGCGGUCGGAAUCUCCGGUCGACGGUACUAACGGCCGGUCGACCGUUUGCUGCGACGCGUACGUGGCCGACGAACCGCUACGCCCGUUUUAG